GUCUCUAUAAAAUAAGGAGUCCAAAAACCCAAUUCGCACGGCACAAUCGAAGUAUCUUACUCUCUAGUUUCUAGUUACUGCUUCCCUGCACAACCUUCUAAACCCAGAUCCAACAUUCACUCACUUAUUUCCCUAUCUACGUUUAUCUAUUCACUCUUUGUGAAAAUGUCAAAAAGCAUAUGCAAUCUCAAACUUUCUCUACAGUAUCUCCUUUUGAUGACCACUUUACUGUUGUUUAAAGUAGAUUCAAGAACGCACCCUGGAGACAUACGAGUGCUCAAGGAUCUAAAACAUGGGCUGCACCCCGAGUCCAUAGCUCCUGGAUCUUGCUUGAGCUCGUGGGACUUCUCAGUGGAUCCAUGCGACCAUAUCUUCAGUGACAGAUUCACUUGUGGGUUCAGGUGUGACUGGUUUGCUUCUGGUUUCUUCCGAGUCACUGAGAUCACUCUUGAUCCAGUGGGCUACUCUGGUUUACUCUCUUCAACCACCUGGAAUCUGCCUUACUUGCAAACUCUUGAUGUAUCAGAUAACUCCUUCUAUGGCUCAAUCCCAGACUCACUUUCCAACCUCACUCGGCUCCGUCGACUGAGUCUCUCAAUGAACUUGCUUUCUGGCAAAAUGCCCGUCUCUCUCGUGUCUCUAGCCCACCUCGAAGAGCUUUAUCUUGAUAACAACAGUCUCCAUGGAUCGAUACCAUCAAACUUCAACUCACUUGUAAGCUUAAAAAGGCUUGAAAUCCAAGAAAACAAUCUCUCUGGCGAGUUUCCUGAUCUGGGUGCUCUCAAAGACCUGAAUUAUCUGGAUGCUAGUGAUAACCAAAUAUCUGGUGAAGUUCCCUCAACACUACCGGUGUCUCUUGUUGAGCUAUCUAUGCGAAACAACAACUUACGAGGAAAGCUACCUGUUAGUGUAGGCGAUUUGGAGUUCUUACAGGUCUUGGAUCUUAGUCACAACAAGUUAUCCGGUCCUAUUUCAUCAGUUCUUUUUGACCAUCCUUCUCUUCAACAACUUACCCUUUCCCAUAAUAAUUUCACGUUCCUGCAAGUUCCAGGUACAGUGGGUCUAACUAGCAAGUUAAUAGCUCUUGAUUCGAGCUACAAUGAUCUUAGAGGCAUAUUACCAGGUUUUUUGUGUUCUAUGCCGAAGUUGUCAUCUUUGUCUCUAGAGAAUAACAAGUUUACAGGAAUGAUACCAUCCCAGUAUGCUUUGAAAGUGGCUGUUCCUAGGGGCAAUUCGUCCUCGUUGGAGAGGCUAUUAUUAGGUGGGAACUACUUGUUUGGUCCAAUUCCAAGUGUUCUGAUGGGUUUAAAACCGGGUUCUGCUAAUGUGAGUUUGGUGGAUAAUUGUUUGUAUAGGUGUCCUGAUACCUUCUUCUUUUGUCAAGGUGGGAAUCAGAAGUCAUUAGUGGACUGUAAGAAGAGAUUUGAUACCGUGAUCCCUUGGAUUAGAACCACAAACUAACCAGAUUUGUAUGAUAAUACAAUAUUUUCCUUUAAA
Molecule: messenger RNA, 1497 nt
Organism: Populus nigra (black poplar)
Lineage: Eukaryota; Viridiplantae; Streptophyta; Magnoliopsida; Malpighiales; Salicaceae
Product: receptor-like protein kinase 5
Exons: 1
Coding region: 166-1461 (431 amino acids)
Molecular function (GO): protein binding
Source: RefSeq, a predicted model, not a curated record